CCUCAGUGUCAACCCCCUUCUCAAAACUUGUAUUUGCACCUCAGUCCCUGCCGGUCUGCCCGGUCGCCGCCUCGCCGGAGGAAGCCCCUCGUCUCCUUGCCCUGCGGCGGGUUCAUGGGGUUCUCGCUGUACCCCAUGAAGACGUCCACGCGGAUGCUCUGGAGCACUAGCUUCUUCCGCCAUAAGCUCAGCUCCUCCUCCUGCUUCCUCUGAGGACGCCCCACCCGCCUCGAUCGCUUCGGCGGCGGGCCGCUGCUGCUGCGCUGUCCUAGCAUCCGUUCAAGUGUGUGUUUGCGUUCUUAGGUUUCAAGAUUGGCUUUUGUUGCGUUCUUGGCGAGACGAAGGGACUAGGGCGCGGACAAAGAAUCAGCAUGCAUCCGAGCGCGGUCAGUUUCGACUCCGGCGACGGGCGGCGGCGCGGUGGCGCGCAGAUGCUGCUCUUCGGCGGCGGAGGCAGCGCCAACAGCAACGGCUUCUUCCGAGGUGUUCCGAUGGCGGUCCUGGCCAUGGACGACGCGACGCGCGUGGGCAAGCGGCCCUUCUUCACGACACACGAGGAGCUCCUGGAGGAGGAGUACUACGACGAGCAGGCGCCGGAGAAGAAGCGCCGUCUGACGGCGGAGCAGGUGCAGCUGCUGGAGCGGAGCUUCGAGGAAGAGAACAAGCUGGAGCCUGAGCGCAAGACCGAGCUGGCUCGCCGCCUGGGGAUGGCGCCCCGCCAGGUGGCCGUGUGGUUCCAGAACCGCCGCGCGCGUUGGAAGACAAAGCAGCUCGAGACCGACUAUGACCGCCUCAAGGCUGCCUACAACGCGCUCGCCGCUGACCACCAGGGCCUCCUGGCCGACAACGAUAGCCUCCGGGCACAGGUGAUCUGCCUAACAGAGAAGCUGCAAGGCAAGGAGACAUCCCUGUCGGCAACCAUCGCUGCCCAAGAGGUCGACCAGCCAAACGAACACACCACAGGCACUGAGAAAUUGCUGGCGCAGCAGCUCAAGGACGACCUGCACAGCAGCUGCGGUUGCACUGGACAUGGUGCCCUGUCUUCGGAGGAAGAGGAUGGUGGCGUGGUCAGCGAUGAGGGCUGCAACUUUGAUCUCCCCGACGCCAUGUUUGCUGUUGGGGUCACCAACCAUGGUGCUGAGGAGGCGCAGCUGGCCAACUGGACAUCUUGGUUCUGGAACUGAUCGGUUGAUGGAUGGAUGCAUCAAGUGCAAAGAGCAAAUCCUCUCCUGGUUUCGACUCUUUUCUGCAACAUAUAAUUACUGUGUUGAUUAUGUGCCGUCAGAUGUUUUCAAGUAAUGAAACAGAACUGAUGUUGUAAGUUUAUGUUUCUGAAGAUUUGUAUGUUCAUAUAUAUAAUAAUAUGCUUUGAACAUGAGACUCCAAAAGUUGAAAUAAGUGGAUGUGGAGACCUGUUGUGCACUAGCAGCCAGCAUGCGUUUUUAUGCUGCUUUAGACAUGAAAAUGUAUAUCCAACACAGGCCUGUGAAUAAGAUGAUGAAAGUAUAUCCAAUCGCUG
Molecule: messenger RNA, 1519 nt
Organism: Zea mays
Lineage: Eukaryota; Viridiplantae; Streptophyta; Magnoliopsida; Poales; Poaceae
Exons: 3
Coding region: 372-1184 (270 amino acids)
Biological process (GO): positive regulation of DNA-templated transcription
Cellular component (GO): nucleus
Molecular function (GO): sequence-specific DNA binding; DNA-binding transcription factor activity, RNA polymerase II-specific
Source: RefSeq, marked provisional